UCCUGGCCACACUAAGGAAUAUGCCCGGCAUCACCGUGGACACCAGCCUCCCUUGUCCGUGCUGGGACAUCAGGAGGCUUGCCAUGCUGGUGCAUUGCGGCCUUACCAAGUCCUUGGGUUCCUCUCUCCAGGGCCCUAAUGUGCUCGUCUCCAUCCUGUGGGAGGUUGUCGAGGCCCUGCUGGCCCGGUACCAUUCAGACCGCCCUGAGGAAUCCUCCAUCCCCACCCAAGUUCCCUGGGUGAUGCAGGAGGAACAGGAGAUGGAGGAAGAGCUGCUCAGCCAGAGACUUCCUGAGCAGCUCAGGGAGCAACUCUACGGGACGUUUGGCACGUGGGUCCAACACGGCAAACUCUUUGGCAGGGCUCUCCCACCGAUGAGCACCGCAGAGCAGGACCUGAGAGGAGGGGGCGCAGCCGUCCACAGCAACACUCUGGCUGACGACCCUGUCGCUCUGGACCCCAGUCUGGACGCCCCUCAGAAGGAGCAGCCCGACAGCCACAGCCGUUGUGAUCCGUCUGUGAUGGAGAACAGUAGCUGUGGACCCGUCACUGGAGAUCUCCUUCCUCCAGCAGCUCAGCCGGAGAACGGAGAGUCUAACUCCGUCUCCACAACCGACCCGGUUGUGAUCCAGCGGUCCACCGUUGGAUUCAUUGUGGCCCAGCUGUUCAGAGGCCGGGACGAAAUGUCCUCCCCGUCCCACAUCGACCGGUACCGGGCCUUCCAGAACCUGGUUGUCCGGGAAGUCCACCUCCUGCUGCAGGAGGAGGCCACCAUGAACCAGGACAACCCUGGAUUUGAGCGGACCCUGGAGCGCCUGAAGGACCCCGUGCAGGAGGAGAAACUGGGUCUGCAGCUUCGCUGGGUGCUUGAGGAUAGGCUGAAAGAGGCCUUGCCCGGCGUGUGCCUGUCCAGGGACGGGCUCAUGAAGGACCCCCCGAACACCCUGCUGGCCUGCUCCCUGAUCGCCACAGAGGUGCUUGAUCACCUGAAGACCUCUGUGAGCUCUCCUGACUACAACAAUGAGGCAGAGGAGUGUCUUCACGGGGAACAGUUGUUGGCCCCCGCUAAGGAUCCCCAGAACCCCCUGCCGGCCCCUAAUGAACCGGACCCCCAGAAUCCCCCUGAUGACUUCAAGGGAGCAGAGGAGUGUCUCCACGGGGAAGACACAACGUUCGUCACCUCCCCUAAGGAGACUGUGGAGGUGAAGAAGAAAAAGAGGAGGUGGUCUUGGCUUCGCCGGCUCUUCACCUGCAAAAGAAAAUAAGCACGCCACUGCUUGUAUAUAACUUGCAUUUAUUGUUUUUCUUAUUAUUGUUUUAUACCUUGAUUUAUUUUGUACAUUUUUGGAAUGAAUUAUUGUGCUCAAAUAAAUGUUUCCCUGAAUUCUCUAUACUAUGCAUAAGACUCUAAUUGGCAAUGUUAAAAGGCAUUUAGCUUC
Gadus chalcogrammus (walleye pollock) is the source of this 1439-nucleotide messenger RNA. RefSeq lists its product as uncharacterized. NCBI's taxonomy places the organism in Eukaryota, Metazoa, Chordata, Actinopteri, Gadiformes, Gadidae. Bases 21 to 1265 code for a protein of 414 amino acids. The record is from RefSeq and is a predicted model, not a curated record. The transcript is spliced from 7 exons.